AUGAUCUAUGCCUACUUGCCAUUGUUGAAAGGACCAACGCAGCAAAGGGUAGAUGCUCGUAUAUUAUCCAUUUCAACAGAUCAAGAGGUCACUCCAGAUUCGUGGGUAAUUCAAGCGGCCCAAGCUGAGGUUCUGAUUUUAAACCUUAAGACUACCGAAUUUACAUUGCCGAGAUUCAUUAGGGAAAUGAGAAACCUGAAAGUUCUCAUCCUGAUCAAUUAUGUGGAUCGCUGGUUCACUAAAUUCAAAAACUUCGAGCUGAUUAGUUUUCUACAGACUCUCAGGAGAAUCAGAUUGCAGCAGGUUUCAGUUCCAUGCCUCUGGGAAUCCAAGAACCUGCACAAGUUAACGCUUUACAUGUGUGAAGUGUCCGCAGCUUUUGAGAACAGUUCCAUGAAGUUCCCAAAUUUGGUAGAGCUGAACAUUGAGCAUUGCAAAGAUUUGGUGAAGCUGCCUGAUGGGCUUUGCGACAUUGAAACCCUAGAGAAGCUCAGCAUCAGUAAUUGCUCUAAGUUUAUGGAACUUCCGCAAGAAAUUGGAAAGCUGAAGAACUUGAUAUUACUACGGAUUAGUUACUGCGUGGAGAUCAAGGAACUACCAGAGUCAAUCACAGAGCUCGAGAGCCUAAGCUUUCUAGACAUAUGCUGCCUGAACAUCAAGAAGUUACCGGACAACAUCGGUGAGUUGAGGAGUCUAACGAAUUUGAACAUGUCGGAUUGCUCUAUAAGUAGUCUGCCUGACUCGGUGACGAGAUUGACGCAUUUAAAGAGGGUGACAUGCGAUGGAUAUACAUAUCAUCUUUGGGAAGUUAUCCAGGGUUUCAUAGACUUUGAACUCAAGGUUGAGACGGACAAGAGCGUUAACUUAAAUUGGCUUCGGGGUGACUUUGAAGGAGAUGACGAGGGUGGCAUAACCAUGAAAAUGGAUAGAGAUGAUUAUUCAUAA
Messenger RNA from Prosopis cineraria, 945 nucleotides. Its product is annotated as probable disease resistance protein At5g04720. The transcript is spliced from 2 exons. Bases 1 to 945 code for a protein of 314 amino acids. Gene Ontology annotation, biological process: defense response to fungus. Lineage: Eukaryota; Viridiplantae; Streptophyta; Magnoliopsida; Fabales; Fabaceae. Gene Ontology annotation, molecular function: protein binding. The record is from RefSeq and is a predicted model, not a curated record.